This is a messenger RNA of Paramecium octaurelia, 896 nucleotides long. The record is from the annotation of a GenBank genome assembly. Lineage: Eukaryota; Ciliophora; Oligohymenophorea; Peniculida; Parameciidae.
UAAAAUGCCUCCAAAAAAGUAAAAGAUUGAUCAAUUUUUCGAAUCAAAGGAAAAAAAAUCAGAAAAAAAGGAAUAGCAAUAAAAUAAUGCUUCUAAAAUUAUUGAGGAGGAAUACAAAGUACUUCUUUUCAUAAAUGUAUAAGCCUGUCCCUGAAGGUAUUGUUCCUUUUGAUGAUUUUUAUAAUGGCUUGUUCAGUUGGUAAAAGAGUUUAAAAAGCUAAGAAGCCAACCUCAAACACAUUUAUGAAUUCAUCAAAAAAGAAUAUUAGACUAAUACAUGUUACCCUCCAUUUGAGAAAAUAUUCAAUGCAUUCCAACUUACUCCCAUCAACAAGAUUAAAGUGGUAAUCGUUGGACAAGACCCUUACAUCAAUUAAAAUGAAGCUAUGGGAUUGUGUUUCUCAGUCCCUCGUUCAUAGACAAAGAUACCUCCCAGCCUAAAAAAUAUUUAUAAAUUACUUCAGACUGAUAUAAAAGGAUUUACCACUCCAAAUCAUGGUGAUCUUACCAAAUGGGCUCAAUAAGGAGUAUUUUUACUUAAUACAGUGUUGACUGUUGAAGCUGGAAAGUCUAAUUCACAUAAGGAUUGCGGGUGGAUCAAAUUUACAGAUUAAGUGAUUGAAGUUAUCAAUAAAGAAUGCAGUGGAUUAGUUUUCUUAUUGUGGGGAUUGCCAGCCUAAAAGAAGGCCAAGGGAGUGGAUAGAAAAAAACAUUACGUAUUAGAAACAGUUCAUCCAAGUCCAUUGUCCGCAAAAAAUGGUUUCUUUGAGUCAAGUAAUAAAAUAUUUAAAUGAUUAGAUCACUUCUCAAAGUGUAAUUAAUAUUUAAUUCAGAAUGGAAAAGAACCCAUCGAUUGGACUUUGGAUUGAUAAUAUAAAAUUAUAAAUGAAAAUUUG